Molecule: messenger RNA, 951 nt
Organism: Trichoderma harzianum CBS 226.95
Lineage: Eukaryota; Fungi; Ascomycota; Sordariomycetes; Hypocreales; Hypocreaceae
Exons: 1
Coding region: 98-751 (217 amino acids)
Source: RefSeq, a predicted model, not a curated record
GUACUUGUGAGCGUGUUUGACGCAGUGUCAACUUUGCAUCAACUUGGCAGCAACGGGGGGUACGGCCACCGCAUGCCGCAUCUGCCGCCCUCUUUCAAUGGCGCGCAGGCACUACCCCGAUCAGGCAUUUGUACCAUGGCCCAGCUGCCCUGUGCGCUCAUACAAGGGAUGUACAGCCUCGGGGGUGCGAGCUGGCAAGCAGCUGCUCGUACUGGGCUUGUACUCCGACAGACAUCGGUACCUGGACCGGCUCAGCCGACCGCCUGAUCGCUGCGGGACUCGUUGUCGUUUUGUCGCAGUGCAAUUCCACAGCUGUUGGAGCAUGGAGGACUCGCGCGUUGGCGUUGGCAUCUCAGUCGGCUCAUUCUCCUCGUUCUGUGUCAGUUCUGAGGCGGGCCAAUACGUGCUAAUCCACGUUAUUGUGGGCAAAAGGGUCUGGUUCAGUGUUCUGCUCUGCUAUGUACUGUACUCGUACUGUAAUUUCAAGUGGGGAGAGGCGGCCCCUCUAAACCCCGAAGGACAGAAGCAGGGCUUAGUGGCACAGCAAUCGAAAGUAAAUGCAGGGCCGUGGGAAGAUGGCGUCUCUGAUACGGUGCAGUUGACCGACGCUGCAAAUACAGCACAGCGGCCAACUCGAUUCACGCUCCUGUUGCGGAUGUCGGACGGCCACAAGACGACACGACGACAACUUGAUCAAGCAGUUGGUGGCUCAGGAGUGCACGAGGACAUCCAUGACAUGGAAGGCAAAUGAAACAGCGGCAAUAGAUUUGUAAAACCCGACCACGAGUAAGCAUUUGGCCCGUCAAAGCUGUCGAUCGGCAAGGUCGUGCUUCCGCGAGCCGCGCCAUGUCGGCUCUCCGCGCCGCCGUUUUUUAGCAUCACGGCCAGCUCGAGACGGGGGCUUAUAUGCCACUGCUAGGCGCGAAUCUACCGAGAGGCCGAUUCAAUUCA